This is a messenger RNA of Drosophila eugracilis, 1268 nucleotides long. RefSeq names its product chorion protein S38 (gene Cp38). Bases 79 to 1014 code for a protein of 311 amino acids. NCBI's taxonomy places the organism in Eukaryota, Metazoa, Arthropoda, Insecta, Diptera, Drosophilidae. The transcript is spliced from 2 exons. The record is from RefSeq and is a predicted model, not a curated record.
CAGCAGAAGACAGCUGACAGUCCAAGUGGGAGCAUACCAGCGGCCGAAAAGCAACUGGAACUUCAACUGGGUGACAAGAUGACGAGAUCGACCUACAUUUGGGCGCUGGCCGCCUGCCUGAUCGCCUGUGCGAGCGCCAAUUACGGCGGUCCCCAGAGCUAUGGACCCGAAGCCGGUGGCCAUGGCGCUGGCCCCGAUGGCGGUGCCGAUGCCGCUUCAGCGGCCGCAGCUGCUGCCGGUGGUGCCGGUGGAGCUGGUGGCGAGUACGGUGGUGCUGGCGCUGGUGCCGGUGCUCUGGAAUCUGGAGCUGAUGCCGCCGGUGUGGCUCAGGCUGGCCAGAGCAGCUACGGCUCUGACCAGAACAUCCCAUACAAACCGGUGAACACUAAGGGCAACACCCUUACCUCAUCGAUCACCUACCCGCAGAACAAGGGAGAGAUCCUUAUCCAUCGUCCCGCCCCCAUCAUUGUCAAGCGCCCGCCCACCAAGGUGCUGGUCAACCAUCCCCCAUUGGUUGUCAAGCCCGCUCCCGUGGUGCUCCACAAGCCCCCAGCAAUCGUUCUCCGCAAGGUCUACGUCAAGCACCACCCACGUCGCGUCAAGGUUGAGCCCGUGUUCGUCAACGUGGUCAAGCCACCAGCAGAGAAAUACUUUGUGAACGAGAACAAGCAGGGUUACGGACAGGGUGCCCAGUCGCAUGGACAUGGACAUGGUGGUCACGGACACGGUGGACACGGACACGGUGGUCAUGGACACGGUGGACACGGAUCGGGACCUCAUGGUCCUGGACCCCAUGACGGUGGUCGUGCCCUGCCUGCCUACGCUUCCGGAGCUGAUUCCGCCGCCGCCAGUGCUGGCUAUCAGCUGCUCCAGAGCGGCAACCAGGGUCUCUCUGCCCUUGCCAACAUCGCUGGCGAACGUGAGGGUCCCUACGGUCCCGGACCCAGCCAUGGACAUCAGCACUAUAGCGCUGGUCCAGCUGGACAUGGCGGCUAUGCUCCUCCAGCUUAUUAAAAGUUGUGGAGAAGUCACGGAUUGAGUGACUGCUGCGGCUCCGGCAAACCCCUGAAGCGGCUGUCCAGUCACCCUUUUAUCCGGCUGAUUAGUUACUAUGUUUUAAAAAAAAAAGCACAGCCUGAUCUGUCCAACGCCCACUCAUGCACACAAAUCCGCACCCCUAAAAACCACCCACCAAUCCAUUCAACGGCCAAGGGGGCGUGACACUCAGGUUUCUUUGCAAACAAAUAAAAAAAUUUGAAAACAAAAAA